AUGUCAUUCUUCAAUUCCAUUGGCCGUUCUAUGCAGCGUAACCAGCGCCCUCCUAGACGCUCUACUACUCCCACCUCAGCCAACUUCCCAUCUACAGACUCUUUGCCACCCCCGACCCCGACGAGUCCGUCGGGGCAGAAGCCUCUGUACCUAUGCAGCCCCUUCGUCGAGGCGGCGCUCGUCAAGGGCAACUUCAAAACGAUCGUCAUGCUGCCAAAGUAUGCGGAUGUGAUGGAGUGGGUUGCGGUGAACAUCUUCGACUUCUAUACCAACCUCAACCAAUUCUACGGGGUGCUGGCUGAAUGCUGCACGGCCCAGUCGUGCCCAUCUAUGUCUGCAGGCCCCAGCCUCAACUACACCUGGAUCAACCAAGACCGCAAAAGCGUGCAGCUCCCCGCGCCCACCUACGUGGACUACGUGAUGACCUGGGUUCAAAACCUCCUCGACGACGAGUCUGUCUUCCCCACCAAGUCCGGCCGCGACUUCUCAUCGAGCUUCCCCUCGACUGUCAAGCACGUCUACCGCCAGCUGCUCCGCGUCUUUGCGCACCUCUACCACGCGCACUACCCCCAGAUCCUCCACCUCCGCUCCGAGGGCCACUUCAACUCCCUCUUCGCACAUUUCCUCGCGUUCGGCAAGGAGUACGAGCUCCUAGACGUCAAGGACAUCAAGGGCCAGCCCGGCGCGCUCGUCGGCGUGGGCGCGCUGUGGGAGAAGUGGAAGGAGAUGGGCAUCCUCGGCGAGUCGUCCUAA
Molecule: messenger RNA, 753 nt
Organism: Epithele typhae
Lineage: Eukaryota; Fungi; Basidiomycota; Agaricomycetes; Polyporales; Epitheliaceae
Product: Mob1/phocein
Exons: 5
Coding region: 1-753 (250 amino acids)
Biological process (GO): signal transduction; positive regulation of protein phosphorylation; cell division
Cellular component (GO): nucleus; cytoplasm
Molecular function (GO): protein kinase activator activity
Source: RefSeq, a predicted model, not a curated record